Molecule: messenger RNA, 3809 nt
Organism: Acipenser ruthenus (sterlet)
Lineage: Eukaryota; Metazoa; Chordata; Actinopteri; Acipenseriformes; Acipenseridae
Product: bifunctional UDP-N-acetylglucosamine 2-epimerase/N-acetylmannosamine kinase-like
Exons: 13
Coding region: 252-2450 (732 amino acids)
Biological process (GO): UDP-N-acetylglucosamine metabolic process
Molecular function (GO): UDP-N-acetylglucosamine 2-epimerase activity; hydrolase activity, hydrolyzing O-glycosyl compounds; N-acylmannosamine kinase activity
Source: RefSeq, a predicted model, not a curated record
AGACCCCAUGUGCAAGAAGUACCUUGUCUUCCGGGGGCGUUUCUUCUGCCUGUUCCGUCAAUAGUGUUGUCUAUUCUUGUUUGUAAAUACUUUAGAAAACUGAAGAAUUAUAUCAACAGAAGUGCAUUUUCUUUCAUAUCCACCAGCUGGUAAAAGAAUGUUGCGUCUCUUGAAGAACAGGAUUCCAGUUUCUUCUGUGCUUCGUGCACUGGCUGAAGUGUUUCAAUCAGGAAUUUGAGGAACUUUUUUACAUGAACAUCCAGAAACAGAAGGAAGUCAUCAUGGAAAAAGACUACAGGAAAAAGAAACUCCGUAUCUGUGUUGCCACAUGCAACCGUGCCGAUUACUCCAAGCUCGCUCCGAUCAUGUUUGGGAUCAAGGCCGAUCCAAAGAACUUCGACCUGGAGGUUGUAGUUUUGGGUUCCCAUCUGAUUGAUGAUUAUGGCAACACGUACCGCAUGGUCGAGCAGGACAACUUUGACAUCCACACCAAGCUCCACACCAUCGUGAGGGGGGAGGACGAGUCAGCCAUGGUGGAGUCUGUGGGGCUGGCGCUGAUCAAGCUGCCUGACGUGCUUAACCAGCUCCGGCCCGACGUGAUGAUUGUGCAUGGAGAUCGCUUCGACGCCCUAGCCCUGGCCACCUCCGCUGCGCUCAUGAAUAUCCGCAUUCUGCAUGUGGAGGGUGGGGAGGUGAGCGGCACCAUCGAUGACUCCAUCCGCCACGCCAUCACCAAGCUUGCACACUACCAUGUGUGCUGCACCCGCAGCGCGGAGCAGCACCUCAUAGCCAUGUGUGAGGACAACGAGCACAUCCUGCUGGCUGGCUGCCCCUCAUAUGACAAGCUGCUUUCAGCCAUGAACAGGGAGGAUUAUAUGAGCGUUCUGAAAAAUUGGUUAGGAGAAGGGGUGAAUGCAGGAGACUACAUAGUGGCUCUACAGCACCCAGUCACAACCAACAUUAAACAUUCCAUUAAGAUGUUUGAGCUGACACUGGAUGCCCUCAUCUCCUUCAAUAAAAAAACACUGAUUCUCUUCCCCAAUAUUGAUGCAGGCAGUAAGGAGAUGGUAAGAGUGAUGAGGAAGAAAGGCAUUGAGCAUCACCCCAAUUUCCGGGCAGUAAAACACGUGCCCUUCGAACAGUUCGUUCAGAUAAUGGCACACGCAGGCUGCAUGAUCGGUAACAGCAGCUGCGGAGUUCGGGAAGCCGGGGCCUUCGGGACCCCUGUCAUCAACCUCGGAACUCGGCAGACUGGUAGAGAGACAGGUGAAAAUGUUCUCCAUGUACGGGAUGCAGAUACCCAGAAUAAAAUAUUUCAUGCACUGGAGCUUCAGUUUGGUAAAAGGUACCCCUGUUCAAAGAUAUACGGAGAUGGGAAUGCUGUCCCCCGAAUCUUGAAGUUCCUCAAAUCUAUUGAUCUGGACGAGCCAAUGCAGAAGAAGUUCCGUUUCCCGCCUGUGAAGGAAUGCUUUUCUCAGGACAUCGACUGCAUCUUGGAGACACAGAGCGCACUGGCUGUGGACCUGGGAGGGACCAACCUCCGAGUGGCACUCAUCAGCAUGAAGGGGGAGAUAGUGAAGAAAUACAGCCAGUCCAACCCGAAAACUUAUGAAGAAAGGAUUGAUCUGAUUCUGAAGAUGUGUGUAGAGGCUGCUACUGAAGCAGUGCGCUUUAACUGCAGGAUUCUUGGAGUUGGUAUCUCCACUGGAGGCCGUGUGAACCCACACGAGGGAGUGGUACUCCACUCUACAAAGCUGAUCCAGGAGUGGAACUCUGUCGAUCUGAGGACCCCUAUUUCAGACGCCCUUCACCUGCCUGUGUGGGUGGACAAUGAUGGCAACUGCGCUGCCUUGGCAGAAAAGAAGUUUGGACACGGGAAAGGAGUGGAAAACUUUGUAACUGUUAUUACUGGCACAGGUAUCGGAGGAGGAAUCAUCCACCACAAUGAGCUGAUUCAUGGCAGCACUUUCUGCGCAGCUGAGCUGGGUCACAUCAUGGUUUCCCUGGAUGGACCCGAGUGUUUGUGCGGGAGCAGAGGCUGCAUUGAGGCAUAUGCGUCAGGGAUGGCGCUGCAGAGAGAGGCGAAGAAGCUGCAAGAUGAGGAUAUGCUUCUGGUUGAAGGAAUGUCGGUGAAGAAUGAAGAACCUGUUAGUGCUGUUCAUCUCAUUCAGGCAGCCAAGCUGGGCAAUUCAAAAGCAGAUAACAUCUUAAGAACAGCUGGUGCGGCUCUGGCUGUAGGGAUUGUGAACAUCCUACACACUGUCAACCCAUCCUUGGUGAUCCUAUCAGGCGUGCUAGCCCCCCACUACGAGAACAUUGUCAAGCAUGUGGUCAGCCAAAGAGCUCUGACGUCCGCCCAGGGAGUCAAUGUGGUCACUUCAGAACUGGAGGAGCCCGCCCUCCUAGGGGCUGCGAGCAUGGUGCUCGACUACACAACACGAAGGAUAUAAUAGACAUAGUGCUAAAACCUACUCAACCCAGAAGUAAACUUUGCAUUUUCCAUUGCAGUUCUAAAAAUAUUCUCAAUUUUAAACAGAUUAACACUUGAAAUGUAUUUGCUUACGAUUGUAAAUCGCCCUGGAUUAGGGCGUCUGCUAAGAAAUAAAUAAUAAUAAUAAUAAUAAUAAUAAUAAUAAUAAUAAUAAUUAUGCAAUCUCACUCGUCAAAUACACUUACUGUAAGGGUAUUUAUGGUACAGUAUACUACAUUUCUUGAGCAAAUUCAUUUUAACGCUAGAAUCCCCACGGCAGUCAUUUUGGCGGUUUUGGGUUUUAAAAUGUAAUUUUCUCCAGUCGUGUACCUUUCUGUCCGUAUGUAUUAAAUAUUCUCACAAAGCAUGAAACACAGGAGUGCAGAAAUAAAGGAGAUAUAUCACAUUAUACCUAAAAGCCCCGGGAGCAGUCACAUUGACGGCCACACAGAAAACAAUUGUAUUUUGAUUAUACAGAACAGUAUUUUACUUUGUUAUUUUUAUUUACCAGUCUGCAGUGUGUUUAGCUGUAAUCUACCUGAGUGAAUGACUGACAGUCUAUUGUUUUCAAUCUGUCUUUUGAAUGUUGGCGCCUGCUUGCCAGCUCCGCUGCUUUGGUCAGUCAAUUAGCAUCGGGACUAGUGAAAAUAAAUACCAGAGACUGUGGAGUUUUACAACGCAACAAAAUAUGGAGUUGAUGUUUUGGAUCAGAUGGCACAGAAGUAUUCUGUGAAAGCUGGCUCCCAACGGUGGUCUGUUCAGGUGUUUUACAAUGUAUUGGACCUAGCAGCCAUCAACUCCUGGGUACUUUACAAAGAAUGCACGGAGAAGAAUUUACCAAGGAGAGAAUAUAUUUUACAGUUAGCACAGCAACUUCACAAGAAGCAUGGAACAGAGGGAGACUGCUGAAGCUGGCAACCCCACUGAGAGCUGCCAAUGCCAGCUUGGCAAGUGUAAUAAAAAUAAAACUUUGGACAGCUGUACCCUGUGCAGAAAGGCAGCGUGGAGAAGCGCAUUAUCUGUGUUGAUUGUGAGCAGCCUUAGACUCAAGGUAAAGGAAUACCCUUUUGUCGAAAAAAAGAAAAAUAAAUGACAUUUUUUUAUAACUUCUUGUGCUGUGCGCUUCUGUAAAAUGUUUUUUUUAUCUAAGUUUAUUCUCUGUUCAUCUGUUCAGUUGCUUUUGGUCAUCUGAUAAUAAACCGAUUGCUGAAAAGUAAAAAAUGUAUUGCUAUCGUUUCAGUUUUAUAAAUAUGUAUGUUGUAAACCGAUGUCUGUUCAGAUGUUUACUUAUUUACAUUUCCUUGUUUUGAUUUGUAAAAUAAAUGUUCAUAUAUAUGGA